Oncorhynchus nerka (sockeye salmon) is the source of this 1020-nucleotide messenger RNA. RefSeq lists its product as uncharacterized. NCBI's taxonomy places the organism in Eukaryota, Metazoa, Chordata, Actinopteri, Salmoniformes, Salmonidae. The annotation marks the transcript as partial. The transcript is spliced from 2 exons. The record is from RefSeq and is a predicted model, not a curated record.
ACACUACCCAAACUCAGACCCUCUCCUACACCACCGCCCCAAACUCAGACACCCUCCUACACCACGUCCCCUAAACUCAGACACUCUCCUACACCACCGUCCCCUAAACUCAGACCCUCUCCUACACCACUGUCCCCUAAACUCAGACACUCUCCUACACCACUGUCCCCUAAACUCAGACACUCCCCAAACUCAGACCCUCUCCUACACUACCGUCCCCUAAACUCAGACACUCUCCUACACCACUGUCCCCUAAACUCAGACACUCCCCAAACUCAGACCCUCUCCUACACCACCGCCCCAAACUCAGACCCUCUCCUACACCACCGCCCCAAACUCAGACACUCCCCAAACUCAGACCCUCUCCUACACCACCGCCCCAAACUCAGACACUCCCCAAACUCAGACCCUCUCCUACACCACACCCUCUCCUACACCACCGCCCUAAACUCAGACCCUCUCCUACACCACCGCCCUAAACUCAGACACUCUCCUACACCACCGUCCCCUAAACUCAGACACUCUCCUACACCACGUCCCCCAAACUCAGACACUCCCCAAACUCAGACACUCCCCAAACUCAGACCCUCUCCUACACCACGUCCCCUAAACUCAGACACUCUCCUACACCACUGUCCCCUAAACUCAGACACUCCCCAAACUCAGACCCUCUCCUACACCACGUCCCCUAAACUCAGACACUCUCCUACACCACCGUCCCCUAAACUCAGACCCUCUCCUACACCACUGUCCCCUAAACUCAGACACUCUCCUACACCACUGUCCCCUAAACUCAGACACUCCCCAAACUCAGACCCUCUCCUACACCACCGUCCCCUAAACUCAGACACUCUCCUACACCACUGUCCCCUAAACUCAGACACUCCCCAAACUCAGACCCUCUCCUACACCACCGCCCCAAACUCAGACACUCCCCAAACUCAGACCCUCUCCUACACCACCGCCCCAAACUCAGACACUCCCCAAACUCAGACACUCUCCUACACCACCGUCCCCUAA